CCACCAGGAAAGAGUGUUAUGGCGGCAAAUGCCGAAUGAGUGGUUAGCUGGUCAUGUUUUUGGUGGUGAUCUAUGGGCUCGUGCUGGCCUUGCCCCUUCUAUUUUUUGUACAACGACGCACCUUAUCGCCACCGCACCAGUCUCCACCAGUAGACUCACAACCAGAAGAGAAGAAGUCUCUUAAGACCAUCAUGCAACCACCCAGAGAUGACCUUGACCCCCCGAAGGAUGACCCCUUCACCCUUGAUCAACUCAAGCAAUUCGACGGCUCCGACAAUUCGAAGCCGAUCUAUGUAUCCAUUAGGGGCACUGUCUUUGACGUCACACGUAAAAGCGACGUGUACGGUCCCGGAAAAUCAUACAACAUCUUUGCCGGGAAGGACGGCUCAAAGGGACUUGGAAUGUCCAGUUUGAAACCAGAGGACGCUGUACCAGACUACAGCGACCUACCAGAGAACGAGAAGAACGUUCUCAACGACUGGUUCUUAUUUUUCCAGAAACGCUACAACAUUGUCGGACGCGUCACCGAUAUGCCUACUUCAGUUUCUAAUCUCGCUAAUCUAUAGCUAUCAUCCAAAUCGAUAAAUCCCUGAGCUCUAUCGCCGACCAUCAUUUUGCUUUAAUCGUCGUUCAAACUUUGAACUUGUACUAUUGCAUCACAACUUUAUCUUGCAUUUGCACGAA
This is a messenger RNA of Suillus plorans, 684 nucleotides long. RefSeq names its product cytochrome b5. Gene Ontology annotation, cellular component: membrane; endomembrane system. NCBI's taxonomy places the organism in Eukaryota, Fungi, Basidiomycota, Agaricomycetes, Boletales, Suillaceae. The coding region runs from base 54 to 566 and encodes 170 amino acids. The transcript has 3 exons. The record is from RefSeq and is a predicted model, not a curated record.